AAAAUAUAAUGGAAGAGAUCGGAGCUACAUCGCAUACCAUACCAUUUUAUCCAAAUGCGUGCCGUGAUUGUCGAGCUUACGGUAAAAAUAUCGAAUUGAUAAGAUGUCCAAAUUGCCAAACGAUUGCUUAUUGCAGUCUGGAACAUAGAAAAAAUGAUUGGCCAUGGCAUAAGAGAUUGUGUCGCGCUUUGAGCUAUAUUUUACAAAAUACUGGUACUCUAUACGGGCCAUGUCAAAGCGUAGAUAGAAAUGCAGGGUACUUGUGGUACAAAGCAAAAGAAAAGUUGAUGGACUCAGUACGGCUCAAAUUAGGUCGUGAACUUACUAUGGUCGAGGGGGAAAUUUUACAUAAUCCAAGAUGUUGCCAGAUUUGUUACGAAACAAAUCCUUCAAAAUUGCAAGACUGUAAUGAUUGUCCAUAUGCCAGUUUCUGCAACAGGCAUCCAAAAACCAUAAACUCUCGGCUGAUUGCAAAAAAUUUGCACUCUUUCAUGGAGCGCUUCAUGUUAGAGUCUACAUAGGAAAUACUUUCCAAACGAGAAAUUUGGACAGGAGUUUUCCAAAAACUAUGGCUCAAGCAGUUCGUCUUUAUGAACAAUCUUACCAAGAUGAUUACAAGGAUUCAAUGCCAAGAAGAAUAUGGGCAGCUGCCCUUUCCAACAGGGCAUCAAGAGCUUACACAUUUUUGUUUGCAUUGAAAAAAUUACAAGGUCCAAAGUUGAAAAAAAUGACGAUCCAUGUAAUUGGGUCAAAUAUAGUUGAAAUGGACAGUGCUUAUUACUGGCGACAUCUACUUCACCUUAUUGAAGAUCUGCAAGAGCUUAACAUCGUUUUUGUUGGCCCUGAACUUGAGAUUGCUUCGAAAAAAGUAUCUUGCUGCAACCAUUGCAACAUUCAAAAUCGCUGGCUCAGUGUUUUAACUGUCGGUGACUUGUAUGUGGACUUUGCUGCUCGAAAAGGUUUCUCGAAACCUGAUUACGUCAUUGGAUUCAAUUUGGAGCUUUACGAUUUUCGGGAAGACGACACUUGGACUUCCAGUUUCAGAGUUUUAGUCAAACUGGGUUGUUCUUUUAUUGUAACUGCAUUAUCUGCAACUACCACAAUGUCCGAUCAAGCCGCCAUUCAAUUAAUUCUGAAAAAAAAAAUCGAUUGUACUUGGUCUGGAAAAAAUCCUUUUGCUGCAAAAAUUCCUGUCCCUCGACCAACUCGGAAGGGACCCUACAACUUUGGUUAUUCGAAUGAGUAUUUAACAAUCUAUAAAAAACUGUCAUAGAAUUCUUUUUCUCAUAUUCCAUUGCUCGGGUGUUUACUUUGUUAAUUGACAUUAAUGGACUUUUAUUCCAAAUUUUCAUUCUUAUUUUCAAUGGGUUCUGAAAUUGAUAAGCAGUUAUACAUAAAUGUAAAUGUCUUAAGAAUUUACAGUGAUGAAAUGCAAUAAUUUUACUUUUUUUUAAUUUUUCUUCAUGAAGACCUUUUUUUAAAACUCUUCGAAUGAAUUUGGAAAUAAAAUGACUCCACUUCCGAAGAUGUCAGAAUUGAUACACGAAAAAAUAUUCAGGUGAUUUCCACGUUAAGAGAUAUCGAUGGUAUCGAAAUUGAUUUUUUUUUUAUUUUUAACCCUGAAUGGAAAAAACUCAAAUCUUACGAUGUUAUACGAUUCGCACUGCUAAAUUUUGAAAUUUUUUAA
This is a messenger RNA of Venturia canescens, 1687 nucleotides long. RefSeq lists its product as uncharacterized. The coding region runs from base 569 to 1273 and encodes 234 amino acids. The record is from RefSeq and is a predicted model, not a curated record. NCBI's taxonomy places the organism in Eukaryota, Metazoa, Arthropoda, Insecta, Hymenoptera, Ichneumonidae. The transcript has a single exon.